AUGUACACGAUUGGCAGACCUAAACAAAAGACAACGAUCUUGUCCGGGUACCAUAAAAAACGACAGGUUUGCAGCAUUCAACGCAUCUGCGUCUCGGAUAAGAGGAGAGUACGCAAGCAGAAGUCGAAGGAGUACAACGUUUGCACCGGAUGGACGCAAGAAUGGGUGUACCCGGAACAGCUUCGGACCAAGGCUCGCCUAGACAUUCGAGAGGUGGUGCGCGGACCAUUUUUAUCGGCGAAAUUGUUGCAGACACGGCCGUACAUUAACGUGCCGUCGUUCCAAGCGAAGGAAACUUUUAAUCGCGCGAGACGAGGCAUUCCCGACGCAUGGCGCGAACACUUAGCCUCCAGAGGUUACUGCGGUGACACAGAGGCACGUGUUCUGCAGAAGAAUUCAAUACCGUCUUACGUCAGAUGCCUCGCCACUGACCGACUCUGGAACGAUCUAGGUCUACCCUUCACGCAGGGCAUUCCCGAUCCAUGGAAAACCGGGUUUCAUCGGUUGGGAGCAGCGAAGCGUCGACGGCACGUUUCCAGGAAAAGGAUCGUCACGCGAGCGGCCAGCAAUUACGACGCGGACGACGAAGCUGAAACAGAAUACGCCGCUGCUAGAUCAUAUCGUAAGUCCGUGAAAGAGUACGCCGGCAAUGGGGAAUGUUGCCUCGGCGAGGGACAAGGCGAAUCGAAUUUACUGUCCAAGAAGGAAGCGAUUCAGACAAUCGAGCACGCUUCCAAGAACAACGGGAAAAAUGCGCACGAGAAGAUCGCUCGCCAUAAGUCGCUAUCUUCAAAGAUUUCAGGGAAAUCGAAGGACAUCGGUCCUACGGAGGUCAAGGAAAUUCGAAGAGAGCCUGUUAGGAGUAAGCGAGUAACUUUAAAAGGGAAACCGUCGGUGCCUGUUCGAGGGAGAUCGCCGAGAAAGCCCUUCGAUCACUCGGAUUUGAAGAGAACCGUUAGGAAGAACGUUCAAAUUGAUUUAAUUGAACAAACGAAAGAGUCUUCAGGGACAGCUCGCACGCCUGGUGUUACACGUUGCAGGUGUGCGUCGCAGGAUCAUGGCCAUUCCGAUGCUCCACGGUUUUCUGCUUGCACGAAUCUAUUGGAGAAAUUGGACAUGUCCCAGCGCGUGUUAUGCAAGAACUGCGAAAGCAUGCGCCGCGAAGACGAUUCGAAUUUUGUAAAUACUGGAAGUCGACCUAGGAGUCACAAAGUCAUAGAAAGCGGGAAGAUUUACAAAAGGACGACGCUGAAAGUCCGCGGUUGUCUUCGGACAACGAAGCAGCGUUUCGAGAGCUUGAAUUAUCGGAAACCCGUCGGAGGGCGGCACGCGGUUGCCGACGGGGAUCUGACGCUGGUGUGCUGCCACUGCGACUGUCCUUAUCUGCGAAUAGCGGGCAGCCGAGCGAGCAACUGCGACCGCGGGACAUCUGGCAAGACGCGGAGAGAUCGGCGAACGGGGCCUCGCGAGCGUAGACGCAUUUCAAAAUGCACCACAACGCGGAAACGCAGGGGCAAUCGCGCCGAUUCCGAGAAUCGUCGCGGGACACGCGUUGCAAACAAAGUGUGCGCUUCUAACAGCGACCUCGGAUAGGCGUUACAUUCGACGGCCGCUAAACGGCCCGGCGAAGCGUCGAGCUGGAACGUUAAUCGAAACCCAAAGACGGAUGCUGCCGGCGGAUACGCUGCGAUAUGUAAACUUUCCGAAUGUAAAUUUAACAAAGAAAUCACGAGGGACAUCUGAACUCUAGAGACGAACAUCCGGACGGUAGAGUUGCGCUAGCGUGUCAGCUGUUCACUGGCCAAAUCGGUCAACGCGAAAGGUGGAGGAAUGCGAUGGAAUAGUGUAGCUUAAUCUAUCCAACAUAUAAGACGCAUUAAAUGGUAUACGUUUGAAGCAACCUUUAUUAUCGCUACCAUGUUUGCAUGACCAGGAUUCUUAUUUCUCGAACCAGUAAGCUGGAGUUGACCGAUUCGGCCAAUGAGCGAAUAAAGUAUUGAAAACGGCAAUAAAAGUGCUUCCGAAUGAUCCGUUGUUAUUGCAUCGUGGUUAAGUAAUCAAAUACGUAGGUACGUUACGCGAGGAGAGAAGUAUGUUCUGUUCGAGUGAGAUGAUUUUGGGAUAACGGCAGAGGCCGGUUGUCGAUAAGGGAGACGAUAGGCGUGUCGAUAGUUUGAUCACCUAUGACGAAGGAUAUGAAGUGCCCGAGGCAAAGAGAUCGGUAUGCUCCGGACGUGAUUAGUUUUUAAUGAAUUACGCAUGCGAUAGUGAUGACCAGAGACAGACGCAUCUGAUAAGUCUGUAAAUGGCGAUAUCGGUGUCACGACUCGAGAGAGUUUCGCCGUGAAUACGAUCGCUUCGAUAGACCGGGUGAAUAAUGCGGCUCCGAUAAGGGAAUUGUAUCGUGGAAGGAAACCGAGGAAAGAUAAUCGCGCUCGUAAACUGCCGAUGAAGAGUACCGAGCGUCUCUCGAGCGGAUUUUUGAAAUUGAGAAUAAAUCGACGCCUCGCGAAUUGGCGGUGUCGUUAGCGAGGCAUUCGAAUUCAGAGGAAUCGUGGUAAUCGGAUUGGAAUUGUAUAAUACUACAAGUGGAUUAUUUGUCCGCGAGAUAUAUCACGGAUGCUAGAUUAUUUUUCACGAUAAAAAGGAGAUCUCUUGUAACUGAAUGCCUCGCGUAUUAUCACGGCCUACUGAAAAAUACUCGACAUGUCACGAAAGUAAUUAAUCUGAACGAUAAGCAACGCGUCCCAGAAUUCCUCGUUCGAGGAGAGAAGUGCAAGUUGAAUUUUUCUCGAAUUUUCUCUUUCGCUUCUCUAUUGCAUCCUGUAGUUGGCGUUAAAGCGCGUUUAAAUGCGCUUAUCUGAUAACCUUGACGUGACCUUGGAGAUUGAAAAAUUCAGUGAAAGUCUGGGACGAUGUUAAAAUGGUAUACGAGCAUACAUUUUGAGGAGAAAUGUUGAAAAAUGAUAUCCAUCGACAGAGAUAAAUCUUAAAAAG
Molecule: messenger RNA, 2997 nt
Organism: Nomia melanderi (Alkali bee)
Lineage: Eukaryota; Metazoa; Arthropoda; Insecta; Hymenoptera; Halictidae
Source: RefSeq, a predicted model, not a curated record